AUGUUUAGACACGAAACUAACUUGGAACCACGCGGGCAGACUCAGCUUUCCGGAGGCAGCAAUACGAUUGAAACUAUUCGCAACGAUAUAGCCGACGUCUUUGGUCGAUUAGCAAUUGUCAAAAUUGAGAUCCAGAAUGUGACUAGGCAGGGUUCAAAAAGAGCUACAGAGAGCCAGAAAACAGGGCGAUUCCUGCGUCGGUAG
Messenger RNA from Penicillium antarcticum, 204 nucleotides. RefSeq lists its product as uncharacterized. The record is from RefSeq and is a predicted model, not a curated record. Bases 1 to 204 code for a protein of 67 amino acids. Lineage: Eukaryota; Fungi; Ascomycota; Eurotiomycetes; Eurotiales; Aspergillaceae. The transcript is spliced from 2 exons.